Messenger RNA from Ipomoea nil (Japanese morning glory), 1061 nucleotides. Its product is annotated as vegetative cell wall protein gp1-like. Lineage: Eukaryota; Viridiplantae; Streptophyta; Magnoliopsida; Solanales; Convolvulaceae. Bases 116 to 883 code for a protein of 255 amino acids. The transcript is spliced from 2 exons. The record is from RefSeq and is a predicted model, not a curated record. Gene Ontology annotation, cellular component: plasma membrane.
UGUCGCAUUGUUUCAUCACAACUAGCUCGAUCUCUCUUCUCUUCUUUCCUUUUCUCUCGGAGAGAGUUUUCGAGAAAGAUAAGAAAGUUAGAGCCGUUGGAUUGAUUACAUUGUGAUGAUGGAUUUGAAAUGCGCUGCCGUGGUGGCAUUUGUGUGCUUGAUCGUGGCCGGAGUUGUUGGCCAAGCGCCGCCUGCUCCUCCCACGUCAACUCCUGCGCCGCCGACACCUACCACCCCGAAUAAUCAGGCGCCGCCGACUCCUACCACCCCGAAUAAUCAGGCGCCGCCAACUCCUGCCACCCCUAACACUCCGGCGCCACCAACUCCCACCGCGACUCCGGCUCCUCCCACUCCCACCGCCACACCGGCGCCGCCAACACCCACUUCUUCUCCUCCUCCUAACACCACACCACCCACGCCGCCAGCUCAAGCGCCGCCGACUUCCUCUCCGCCUCCCGUCGUAACAUCACCUCCAGCUUCACCGCCGCCAACUCCACCGGCAUCUCCCCCACCAGUCACCACACCGCCUGCCAGCCCUCCGCCGUCAAGUCCUCCUCCAACCCCCGCUAGCCCCCCGCCGUCUCCCCUAUCUCCACCGCCGCCAACUCCUUCCCCUCCACCUCCGGCAGCUCCUACACCUUCCCCUCUCGCAUCUCCGGCUCCGGCUCCCAGCCUUAAGAAGCCCAAGAAGAGUCCGGCACCGUCGCCUUCCACAUUCAGUUCCCCAUUACCCCCGUCCGGAGCUCCGGCCCCGAGCCUUGGAUCUCUCUCUCCUGCUCCAUCGGCCACCGAUCAGAGUGGAGCAGAGAGCAUUAGGACGGUGAUGAAGAUGGCGGCGAGCAUGGUGGCGGCGUUUGGCGCCAUGAAUUUGCUGCUACUUUAGAUAUAUUAUGUGCGGAUGGAGUUGCCAUCAGGCCGGCCUAUCUUACAUCUAUUUGAUCUGCAUUUUAUAUGCAUUUAUUUACUUUGAUUCUUUGAGAUUAUUGGAGCUUUUUGUAUUGAGCUGUUUGCUUUCGAAUUCAUAAUUUCAUUCGGAUAAUCGACUCCAUCUAUUUUUAGUU